Molecule: messenger RNA, 139 nt
Organism: Dentiscutata heterogama
Lineage: Eukaryota; Fungi; Glomeromycota; Glomeromycetes; Diversisporales; Gigasporaceae
Source: the annotation of a GenBank genome assembly
GAAUGCUAUGCAGAGUACAGGAUUUGACAAAGCAAUCAAUAAUGAAGAAGAAAUUGAAUAUCCUCAACAUGUUUAUGACUUAAUUGCAAAAAGCAAACCUCAUUAUGAAUACUUGUUUCAACAAAGAAUUAAGAUUUAG